AUAUUUACCUUGUCAGCAGCAUGGUGUUUGCUUAUUGUGCGAGUGAUGUAUUUUAAAUUUCACUUAAAAGUAUUAAAUUAUGGAACUGACCUCUGCCAGAUCAACAUAUUAUGGUGACAUCGGUCACUGGGCAGACCGUACGCCGGUACAUGAGGCUGCGUCUCUGGGUCGCGCUCUGCAGUUACAGCAGCUGAUAGCAGCAGGAGCAUCAGUUAAUAUCGUGUCUGUGGAUAACUUCACACCUCUGCAUGAUGCCUGCAUCCAAGCCCAUCCCAACUGCGUUAAAAUACUGCUGGAGGCUGGAGCUCAGGUGGAUGUGCGCACCAUCCAUGGCAGUACUCCUCUGUGCCACGCUUGUGCUGCUGGCAGUAUAGAAAGUGUAAAGCUGCUGGUGGAUCACGGAGCAUCGGUCAACCCUUCCCUGACCGCCCUCACAGCUUCCCCCCUUCAUGAGGCCUGCAUACGAGGAAACCCAGACUGUGUGAAGCUGAUGAUAGCAAAGGGAGCGCUGCUGGAGGCCUUUGACAUUUACUUUGGGACACCCUUACAUGCUGCCUGUGCUAAAGCUCACUUUGACUGUGCCCUGUUGCUGCUCAAUGCAGGUGCAAAAGUGAAUGCCACAAAGUUCCAUGAGACGGCACUGCAUCAUGCGGCGAGAGCGGAGAGAGAGGAUCUGGUGGAGCUGCUGGUGGAGUUCGGUGGAGAUGUCAACAUAAGUGAUAACUUGGAUCAUAUACCUAGAGACUACACAAAGCCAGAUUCUCCUACUAAUCUUUGUCUUCUUCAAUAUGGCAGUAACCCUCUGUCUCUGCAGCAGCUGUGUCGUAUCAUCAUAAGGACUAUGGUGGGCACCAGAGCAAUGGAGCUGAUCCCCAAACUAGACAUUUCACAGCGCAUCAUUGAUUACCUCAUGUUUAAAUCAUUGAUCAGUUCUGAAUAGACUUGUGUAUUACAUUUUGUGGAGUCUUAAUUUUGCAAGAGACAGACAUCUAUUAAUUUUAAUGGUAUCUGGAUGCAGCAUUUAUGAUGCAAGCUGAGAUUGUGGGGUUUGGUGAGCGCAUUAAAAAGCAUUGGAUGCAACUCAGAUUGCACUGCACCGGGUCUGCAUCCAGACAUCUCUCAAUAAUUUACUGAAGCUGCUGUUUAUUUGAUUUAAUGCAUUAAUUUUAUUUGAAAUUUGGAAGAAAUGUUACAGAAUACAUUAUAUAAUACCACACAUAUUAACAUUUAACCCACAUAAUAUAUCCAGAAAAAUGUAGGUCUACAGUUUACAUAUCUGAAUAUGGUCCUAAGAAGUUGUUUGUAUUAAUAAUACUUCUUCUGAAUGUGCCACAUUGUCUUAUUAUAAUUAUUAAUAAAUAUAUGUUAUAAA
Molecule: messenger RNA, 1372 nt
Organism: Danio rerio (zebrafish)
Lineage: Eukaryota; Metazoa; Chordata; Actinopteri; Cypriniformes; Danionidae
Gene: asb13a.1
Product: ankyrin repeat and SOCS box containing 13a, tandem duplicate 1
Biological process (GO): intracellular signal transduction; protein ubiquitination
Source: RefSeq, marked provisional